Messenger RNA from Aureobasidium pullulans EXF-150, 810 nucleotides. RefSeq lists its product as uncharacterized. Bases 1 to 810 code for a protein of 269 amino acids. NCBI's taxonomy places the organism in Eukaryota, Fungi, Ascomycota, Dothideomycetes, Dothideales, Saccotheciaceae. The record is from RefSeq and is a predicted model, not a curated record. The transcript has 2 exons.
AUGUCUUCGAGCUCUACUAUGACCGUUCGCGCUGCUUCUGGAGAGCCGCCUGCUAAGCGUCAAAAGAUUUUCGCCUCUGGAUCCGAGAUCGUUUGGCUUGGCGCACUGGACAGAAACGGCGGCAGUGAGAUCGUUGCUGUCGUGCACAAGGUCAAACUUCGUGAAGUCUACUCUGGUUCUUUGAAUUCUGUGAAGGCACGUCAGAGCAGCGAUCUUCCUGGAAACAUGGAAAUUGAGAGAAUCGACUUGAAGUACCAUGCCGAUAUCGUCAGAUUAUUUGCCCACUGGGUUCAAGAACGUGACAUCAAAUCGGCACUGGAUAGCUGUCAGCACGAGAGAAGGUUCGAGAUUCCAUUUCUGUGUGAAAUGCUCGAAUUUUGCAGCAAGGAGUCCUUGAGCAACGAGUUUCACGACUGCUCGAUUGACAACUUUAUCUACCUCAUGCGAGACGCUGUAAACAACGGGUGUUCGGAAGAAGAAGCAAUUAACAAAGUUUAUAGUGGAGUCGAGAGCAUCGAAAGCGGAGGAGAAAGCAGAUUGACUAACACGGCGAUCGCAGAGUUGCUGGCUACUUUGCAUCUCCAUCACAUCAGGUCUGACCUCUCUGAUAACCUCCGAGAGAACACGGAGGACGAUCUGAGAUUGAAUCUGUUUCACAACAUCAGAGUCUAUGCUGUGGACCAUCUGCUCAAUGCUGCUGCUGCUGGAACCUUUGAGAACUUGCCCAAGGAUCCGCUACAAGAUUCCUUUGAUCAGCACUGUCCUUACCACAAGCACAAAAAAGCCGAGACGUGUUACAGAGACAAGUGA